Messenger RNA from Diorhabda sublineata, 523 nucleotides. RefSeq names its product larval cuticle protein A2B-like. The record is from RefSeq and is a predicted model, not a curated record. Gene Ontology annotation, cellular component: extracellular matrix. NCBI's taxonomy places the organism in Eukaryota, Metazoa, Arthropoda, Insecta, Coleoptera, Chrysomelidae. The transcript has 3 exons. The coding region runs from base 26 to 457 and encodes 143 amino acids.
UUGGUUAUUCGACUUCAAAUUAAACAUGAUUUGCAAGGAAGUAUUUAUUACUAGCUUUCUAAUAGCGGCAUGUACGGCCACAAAUCCAUUAAACUAUGCUGCCUACCAACAACAUCCAACAGCAGUAGUCACCCAAGUAGUUCAGCCAAAUCCAAUUAUUCAACGGACAGCGGCAGUAGUUCAACCGGCAACGAUAGCGUCGGUGAAUGUACCAGUGGUACAAACUCGCGUGGAGCCAUACGAUCCAAAUCCUCAGUAUAGUUAUGCUUAUUCGGUAAAUGAUCAAAGUACAGGUGACUCGAAAAGCCAGCAUGAAACACGAAGCGGUGAUGUAGUUAGAGGCCAAUACAGUUUAACAGAUCCAGAUGGUACAAGAAGAACAGUAGAUUAUGCUUCAGAUCCAUUUAAUGGUUUCAAUGCUGUCGUACAAAGAACCAUAGCCGUCCGACCACAUUAAGUCUGCAAAUGAUUACAGCACUUAUAGAAAUAAAAAUGAUCUGGUUUUUAUAGCUUCUUAUGAAAU